Molecule: messenger RNA, 906 nt
Organism: Coffea eugenioides
Lineage: Eukaryota; Viridiplantae; Streptophyta; Magnoliopsida; Gentianales; Rubiaceae
Exons: 2
Coding region: 121-504 (127 amino acids)
Source: RefSeq, a predicted model, not a curated record
GUCGUGGUGGUCGUUAUCUCGUCGCUCCUCGGUGUCUGUGGCAGGUAGUUCUAGGGUUGGAUUUACCGGCUGGUUUACAUAUAGAUUCACGGAGAGAGAGGAAUCGCUGGCAAUUGGAGAAUGUCGUUCCUGUGGGAGAAGAGCCGGACUUGGAGGUGGAUCGUGACCAAGACUAGGGACUCAAAGCCCUUCUUCGUCGCUUUUGCCACCGUCUGCGGCGUCGUUCCGGGAGUCGUCGGUUUCUGUGUCAUGCAGCUCACCAAUUCCCGCUCUCCUGAGUUGGAAGCCAAGCUCCGCCAAAAUGCCCGCCCCGAUUCCCUUAUGAUGGGGAAAGUGAACAAAGAGAGGCUGGGAGAAUUCCUUGGGGAGUUGCAGAGGAAAGAGGAUACAAAUGACAGGUAUGUUGCUGCUCUGAGAGGGGAAACGUUGACUAGAAACCCAUAUGUGAGAAUGCAACCUGUCCCGGAGCAAAGCGCAGCUGAAGUUAGCAAGGAACAGGAGUAGAUAAUGAGACUGCCCGCGCUGGGUUGGUCUGCUGGUGGCAGUAGCCUCCUUAGGUGAGUUCCACCUGGGUUCGAUCCUGGGCAGCAACCCAGUUGUUAUCUUCUUCAGCAUCGGUCGGGCUUGCUCUGCUGGAGCGCUGUGGGAUUAAUCGGGUGUAGACCCGGAUAUCCACAGUGAUGACAAAAAAAAAAAAAGAUAAUGAGACUGCUGUUGGCAGAUUUUUGUACCCAACCUUUUUUCCCCCCUCCCUUUUCACUACCAUUGUAGAGCACUAUUAUGUACUAUAUAACGGUGGCUUCUGGUUUACUGGUUUACUGGUUCUUUAUCAUAAUGGGAUCGCCGAGACUGGAGCUUGGCUUAUAUACAUUUGUUCUUUAUAAAAAGGGCAAAUAUUAGAUGGUA